Alosa alosa (allis shad) is the source of this 3248-nucleotide messenger RNA. RefSeq names its product venom phosphodiesterase 1. The transcript has 25 exons. The coding region runs from base 137 to 2734 and encodes 865 amino acids. Gene Ontology annotation, biological process: nucleoside triphosphate catabolic process. The record is from RefSeq and is a predicted model, not a curated record. Gene Ontology annotation, molecular function: metal ion binding; nucleoside triphosphate diphosphatase activity; nucleic acid binding. NCBI's taxonomy places the organism in Eukaryota, Metazoa, Chordata, Actinopteri, Clupeiformes, Clupeidae.
UAUGUGUGUGUGUGUGUGUGUAGAGGAUAGGUAAUAAGUUACCUUGAUAAGCAAUGCGGCUCGUCUUGGAUAUUCCCGUGCCAGAGUUCAGCAUUUCUUAAGUCUCACUCAGAGCAGGGUCUUCCUCAUCCCAAGCAUGGAACUAAAGCAGGUUUCCCAGAAGAAAAUCAUUAUAGGUGUUUUAGCAGUUUCCAUAGUAACCAUCAUCUUGGGACUUGGACUGGGAUUGGGACUUCAGUUGGAGGACUGUAAGAAAAAGGUUAUACACACUUCCUGUAUGGGCCGCUGCUAUGAGCCCUUUGAUGAGGAGACACCUGGUUGUCGUUGUGACCAACAAUGCCACACUGCUAACAGCUGUUGUUAUGAUUUCCAAGACAUCUGUCUUCAGCCAAUGGAGCAGUGGGAAUGCACUAACCAACGGUGUGGUGAAAAGAGGCUGGAAGGGAGUAAUUGCCACUGCUCUGUUGAUUGCAUGAGUGCAGGAGAUUGCUGCACCAACUUCCAAAGUGUCUGCCAUGGAGAAACAACAUGGGUGGAGGAUGAGUGUCCAGACAUGACCCAGCCGGCCACUUGCCCUCCAGGUUUCAAAAAGCAGCCACUGCUUGUUAUUUCCUUGGAUGGGCUCAGAGCUGAAUAUCUCCAAACUUGGGCAUCCCUUAUUCCGGUUCUGGAUAAAAUGAAGCAGUGUGGCGUCUCGGCACCAUACAUGCAGGCCGUGUUUCCCAGCAAGACCUUCCCCAAUCACUACACCAUUGCCACAGGUCUGUAUGCGGAGUCCCAUGGUCUGGUGGACAACAGCAUGUAUGACCCUGUGUUUAAUGCGUCAUUCAGCUUGUCUGGCCUUGAGAAAGACAACCCUAGAUGGUACCUGGGGCAGCCGAUCUGGCAUACAGCUAUGUAUCAAGGACUUAAAGCUGGAACAUUCUUUUGGCCUGGUUCUGAUGUCAAAAUUAAUGGCAGUUAUCCCAACAUAUAUGUACCAUAUGACGGCGAAGUGCCUUUUGAGAAAAGAGUCUUUACUGUCCUGGAGUGGUUGCGUUUACCAGAACAUGAAAGGCCAGAUUUCUACACCCUUUAUCUGGAGGAGCCUGACAAAUCAGGACACAGAUAUGGUCCAGUCAGUGGAGGGCUUAUCGAAGCCAUCAAAGGGGUAGACAAGAUCAUCGGCCAACUGAUGGACGGCCUGAAAAUGCUGAAUAUGACACAGUGUAUCAAUAUCAUUGUCCUAGCUGACCACGGAAUGGAAGAAAUAAGCUGUGCCAGAAAAGAAGCGUUGGAAGACAUGAUUGGGGACAUCAGUAACCUUUUUGUCAAUGAGGGCCCAUUUGGUAGAAUUAGAACAAAGAACAACGACCAGCCUUUGGACUCUGCCGCCCUCGUGACCAAUAUGACGUGCAGGAGUCCCAGUCAGAAGAUAAAGCCAUAUCUGAAGGCUCAUCUGCCAAAGCGCUUUCACUUUGCUAAUAGCAGGCGUAUCGAGGAUGUCACUGUGAUGGUUGAACCUAAAUGGCUUUUUGAGAGGAAACCAGGAUCCCUGACUGGUUGUGCUGGUGGUACUCAUGGAUAUGACAAUGAUGUUUACAGCAUGCAGGCCAUGUUUCUCAGUUAUGGUCCCAAGUUCCUUUCCCAAACAGAGGUUGAACCAUUCUCCAACGUUGAGGUGUACAACCUCAUGUGUGACUUGCUGGAAAUCUCACCAGCAAUUAACAAUGGCACCCAUGGAAGUAUGAACCAUCUCCUCCGGAAACCCUGGUUCACCCCGCAGCACCCAGCAGAGCAGGUUGGGCCUGGUCAAUGCCCUCUCCUGACUCUCAAUCCUGGGGAUGAACUUGGCUGUGAAUGUCCUGCUCUGGCUACAUCCAACCUCAACUCACGCCUGAAUCUGACAGCAAUUCAAGUAUCAGCCACAGAGAAACAGCACAUGCCCUUUGGGAGGCCAAGACUACUGCAGUCCGGGGCAGACUACUGUCUUCUCCACCACCAGGGCUUUGUUAGUGGUUACAGCAAAGCCAGUCUGAUGCCUAUGUGGAGCUCAUUCACAGUGGAGAAACCUGCAAGCGAAGACCCUCUUCCAGAGGUCAUAGAAAACUGCUUAAGAGCUGAUGUAAGACUGCCAGCAAACCAGAGUGCCAGGUGUAAUGAGUAUGCUACUGCUGCUGGCAACAUCACCCCUGCAUUCCUGUACCCACCCAAUCUGAACCAGUCUGCUGACGAACAGUACGAUGCAUUGACCAUGAGCAAUGUGGUGCCCAUGUAUCAGCAGUUCAAAAGAAUUUGGGGCUACUUCCAGGCUGUCUUGCUGAGGAAGUAUGCAUUGCAGUACAAUGGCGUGAACGCAGUUGCUGGUCCUGUGUUUGAUUAUAAUUAUGAUGGGCUAUAUGACUCGGCUGACCAAAUCCAACAACAUGUCUCAGGUAAACGGAUCCCUGUCCCUACACAUUACUUUGUCGUUCUCACAAGCUGCAAGAACUCCACUGAGCCAGUUGUGAGUUGUCAAGGGGAACUCCAGACGGUCUCGUUUCUGGUGCCUCACCGGCCAGACAACUCAGAGUCCUGCAGUAGCUCACUGCCUGAAUCCCAGUGGGUGGAGGACUUGAUAUGGUUCCACCAAUCACGGGUGAGAGAUGUAGAGCUGAUCACUGGACUAGAUUUCUACCAGGAGAGCAGCCGGCCAAUCCCAGAGCUCCUACGAGUGAAGACACGCCCCACUGCAGCUAUUCACAGAAAGACCUAAAGACACACCCGCACAUACACACACAUACACACACACACGCACCAGGUUGACUUCUUGAUAACAGUGACAUCUGUUGUUGUACUGUAUAAUGCUUGGGGCAUAGCAGCAAUAUGUCAAGUUUGGCUUGCUCAUGCAAACUGUUGUUUGGUGUUUUCAUGUGAAUGGCCUACCUGUAAUGUGGUGCAAGUGUGUAUUUGUAUUCAAAAUAAUGAGUCACUGAAUAGGUAUUAGACAAUAGCAGUAUUGGGAAAUAGACACAGGUAAGUAAUCCACAGGAGUAACCCAUUCAUCUUGAUUUCACAUGGUUCAGUAAUAAUGUGAACAUUGAUUUUUCACGCUUGAACCUUUAAGAAAUGUCAUCACUUCCCUUAGUAUGUUAUAAUGAAUGAAUGCACCACUGUAUCUAGUAAACUAUGCUGAAUGUUAGGCUCUUGUAUACAUUGUUUAACUCUAAUAAUUGUAAAUGCUGUGAAAUUGAAUUCUUAGAAGUACAGUAAAAUAAUGCUUGUCUGUU